Mytilinidion resinicola is the source of this 1771-nucleotide messenger RNA. RefSeq lists its product as uncharacterized. The record is from RefSeq and is a predicted model, not a curated record. Gene Ontology annotation, molecular function: oxidoreductase activity; heme binding. The coding region runs from base 4 to 1521 and encodes 505 amino acids. NCBI's taxonomy places the organism in Eukaryota, Fungi, Ascomycota, Dothideomycetes, Mytilinidiales, Mytilinidiaceae. The transcript is spliced from 4 exons.
ACAAUGGGGGAAGUUAGAGAACUGUCGCUAGCCGAUGUCAGUAGCCAUAAUACCGAGACGGACUGUUGGAUAGCUGUGAGCUCGAAAGUGUGGAAUAUUACGAAGUUCCUUGAUCUUCAUCCAGGUGGUAAAGCUGUAAUCCUCAAAUACGCCGGCGCCGACGCAACCACCGCCUACGAAGAGAUACAUGUGCCAGGCAUGUUAGAAGAGAACCUCUCCUCCGACAAAUUUAUCGGCAACCUCACCCCCAGCGCUCCCAGCGCUGACGUCGCACCCCCCUCGGCCGUUCAAGAAGCUACAAAAGCACAAGAAGCGCCACCGACAGCGCCUCAAACUCAAGUCACCGUCACCGUCCGGCAACCAACCGAACUCCCAGCGCUCUACUCCCUCAUCGCUGCCCACGACUUCGAAGAAGUUGCACAACGCCACUUCACCCCGAAAGCGUGGGCAUUUUACUCCUCCGCUGCCACGGACUUGGUUACGCAUCAUGCGAACAAGUCAGUGCUGCGGCGGGUGAUGAUCAGGCCCCGUAUUCUACGGGACGUGAAGGAGGUCUCGAUCAAGCGGAAGAUUUUGGGCCAGGACAGCGCCGCUCCGUUCUUCAUCUCACCAGCUGCGAUGGCGCGACUUGCGCAUAAAGAUGGCGAGCUGGCUUUAGCGAGAGGUGCCGCUGCGGAGGGGAUUGUGCAGUGUAUAUCAAGUAAUGCGUCGUAUCCGCUUGGUAGCAUUGUGAAUGCAGGUGUGGAUGGGCAGACGUUCUUCUUGCAGCUUUAUGUCAAUUGGGAUAGGCCUAAGACCGCUGAGUUAUUAAAGAAGGCAGCGUCGUUAGGAAUCAAGGGGGUGUUUGUGACUGUUGAUGCGCCAGUACCGGGAAAGAGGGAGGCAGACGAGAGGGUGGCGGCUGAGGCUGUGGCUAGUGCAAUCAGUGGAGCGGUUGCGAGUAAUGAUAGGAAGGGUGGUGGUAUGGGGAGGCUGAUGGCGGGGUAUGUGGAGAAGAGUUUGAUAUGGAAGGAUAUUCAGUGGAUAAAGGAGGUAUCUGGAUUGCCUGUUGUGCUUAAAGGGGUGCAGAGCGCGGCAGAUACGAUGCUGGCAGUUGAGUAUGGGGCCGCGGGUGUGAUGUUAAGCAACCAUGGCGGAAGGUCUUUGGACGGCGCACAACCUACCAUACUGGUCCUCCUCGAGCUGCACCGAGUGUGCCCGGAAGUCUUCAAUCAGCUCGAAAUCUACGUUGAUGGAGGAUUCGAAAGAGGCUCAGACAUCUUGAAAGCACUUGCUCUGGGAGUAAUGGCAGUAGGGCUCGGGCGGCCGUAUCUCUACUCACUGGCAUUUGGUUCUGAUGGAGUGGAGCACCUUACGCAGAUACUGAAAGAUGAAUUGGAAACUUCGAUGCGACUUUGUGGAAUAACAGACAUUGAUCAGCUUCACCCCGGACUACUUAACACGCAGGAUAUCGACCAUUUGGUCACUAACGAGGUCGAUCGGCACCCUUGGGUGAAAUGGAAGCCGAAGGCAAAGAUAUGAAGGAAAUAGAUAGAACGAUACCAUAGAUGAUGGUGUAGAGUAAUCCUUGGCUACAAAUGAAGAUUGAAGGAGUAAUUGGUGUUGAGGAAAGACAACGAUUUCGGAAAGGGGCUCAUUUCAGAAAGGAGUAGCGUUUUGACCACACGUUCCCAACCCAUUUUCUCAUCCAUCCAUACUUGGAAUAUCAAGCAUGCUCAAGAAAGACUAGGGCAUAUGUACGAAGAAAUUCACGACACACCCAUAGGCUCCU